Salarias fasciatus (jewelled blenny) is the source of this 643-nucleotide messenger RNA. It is a transcript of the gene fbxo2, whose product is annotated as F-box protein 2. The coding region runs from base 93 to 623 and encodes 176 amino acids. Lineage: Eukaryota; Metazoa; Chordata; Actinopteri; Blenniiformes; Blenniidae. The transcript has 8 exons. Gene Ontology annotation, molecular function: ubiquitin protein ligase activity. Gene Ontology annotation, cellular component: cytoplasm; SCF ubiquitin ligase complex. The record is from RefSeq and is a predicted model, not a curated record. Gene Ontology annotation, biological process: glycoprotein catabolic process; SCF-dependent proteasomal ubiquitin-dependent protein catabolic process; ERAD pathway.
CUGUGAGCCAGGGAAGGACAGACUGACGACAGAGGAGUGUGCUGCACCAGGCCUUCAUCAGCUGUCCUGAAUUCCCUCUACGAGCUGCUAUCAUGGCCAGAAAUCUCCUCAAAAAUCCCAGUGGGGAAGAGCAGCUGGAAUUCUGGGAGCUGACGGAGAACGGGGGGAGUCAGUGGAAGGUGGAGGACAUGCCCGGAGACUGCGGCUUCGACUUCUGCAGCGACGGAGUCACCAAAUACUUCGUGACCUCAUUUGAGCUGUGUCUGAAGCGGCAGGUCAUCGACCUGCUGGCGGAGGGCUACUCCCCUGAGCAGCUGGACGCCUCGCCCGUGGUCGCCGUGGAGGACUGGUACUGCGGCAGGACGGACUGCGGCUGCACCUACCAGAUGACCGUCUGCCUGCUGGACGAGAACCAGGAGGUCAUCCAGGAGUUCAAACCCGAGCCGGUGACCCUGGACCCCGACACCGACGACUGCUCCUGGAAGCAGGUCAGCCACACCUUCUCGGACUACGGCCCCGGCAUGCGCUUCAUCUGCUUCGAACACGGAGGGCAGGACACCAAGUUCUGGGACGGCUGGUUCGGGGUCCGGGUCACUGGGAGCUCCGUGACCAUCGAGGUCUGAAGAGGACCGGGAGGAGGAAA